Molecule: messenger RNA, 1886 nt
Organism: Opisthocomus hoazin
Lineage: Eukaryota; Metazoa; Chordata; Aves; Opisthocomiformes; Opisthocomidae
Source: RefSeq, a predicted model, not a curated record
AUGAACCUGAAAUCUGAACGCAGAGGAAUUCACGUUGAUCAGUCGGAGCUACUGUGCAAGAAGGGAUGUGGUUACUAUGGCAAUCCUGCUUGGCAGGGAUUUUGCUCCAAGUGCUGGAGAGAGGAAUACCAUAAGGCCAGGCAGAAACAGAUUCAAGAGGAUUGGGAGCUGGCAGAGCGGCUUCAGCGUGAGGAGGAAGAAGCAUAUGCCAGUAGUCAGAGUACCCAAGGGGCGCAAUCCCUGACCUUUUCAAAAUUUGAAGAAAAGAAAACCAAUGAGAAAACACGAAAGGUCACAACUGUGAAGAAGUUCUUCACUGCUUCUUCCAGGACAGGAGCUAAGAAGGCGGCUCAAGAGAAAAUCGUUAAGCAAGGACAGCUUGGGAGGGAGCGAAAUGCUGAUAACAUUCUCAGGGAUUUGAAGGAGAUUUUUACUCCCUCCUGGGAACUGGCUUCCCCUACUGAAGUGUUGGCUGGCAAGUUGAAAGAGAUCCAAGAAGCCAAGGCUCCCAGCCCUUCUAUAAACAGGCAGGCUAGCAUCGAGACAGAUCGAGUAUCCAAGGAAUUCAUAGAAUUUCUCAAGACAUAUCAUAAACCUGGACAAGAUAUCUAUAAGCAGUGUAAACUAUUUUUGGACGCAAUGAAUCAUAAAAGGGACUUAAGUAUUGAGGAGCAAUCUGAAUGUGCCCAGGACUUCUAUCAAAAUGUAGCAGAGAAAUUACAGACACGUUGGAAAGUGCCCCCUGAAAAAGUGGAGAAAGCAAUGGAUCAGAUUGAAAAAUACAUUAUGACUCGACAGUAUAAAUAUGUCUUUUGCCCUGAAACAACUGAUGAUGAGAAGAAAGAUCUCGCUGUCCAAAAGAGAAUCAGGGCUUUGCACUGGGUAACUCCACAGAUGCUGUGUGUUCCUGUCAAUGAAGAAAUUCCAGAAGUCUCUGAUAUGGUUGUAAAAGCAAUUACAGAUAUUAUUGAAAUGGAUUCAAAGCGUGUGCCUCGUGAUAAAUUAGCAUGCAUCACCAAGUGCAGCAAGCAUAUAUUUAAUGCUAUUAAAAUCACAAAAAAUGAACCAGCUUCUGCUGAUGACUUUCUUCCAACACUUAUAUACAUUGUUUUGAAGGGAAACCCACCCCGCCUGCAGUCUAACAUCCAGUAUAUAACACGCUUCUGUAAUCCAAGCAGGUUAAUGACAGGAGAAGACGGCUACUAUUUUACCAAUCUGUGCUGUGCUGUGGCCUUCAUUGAAAAACUGGAUGCUCAGUCCUUAAAUCUAAGCCAAGAAGAUUUUGAUCGCUUUAUGACGGGUCAGACGUCCCCGAAGAAGCAAGAAUCUGACAGUUUUUCACCUGAUGUGUGCCUCGGUGUUAAGCAAAUGUAUAAAAACUUAGACCUUCUGUCUCAAUUGAAUGAGAGACAGGAAAGAAUUGUCAGUGAAGCCAAGAAGCUUGAGAAAGACCUAAUAGAUUGGACUGAUGGAAUCACAAAGGAGGUCCAAGAUAUUGUUGAGAAAUACCCUUUAGAAAUAAAACCAAAAAAUCAAGCCUUAGCAGCUAUUGACUCUGAAAACGUGGAGAAUGACAAGCUGCCCCCACCACUGCAGCCUCAGGUUUAUGCAGGAUAAUUAGCAGUGUUAACUUUGAAAAGCAUCAUUAUCCUCACCUAGUACUAUCUGCUACUUGGGAAGGGGAGUAAAUGUAAGGCUAAAAAUCAGUUGAGCUUAAAUCAGUACAUUUUUAAAGGUACUUUUUUGUUGUUAAGUGUAAUGAAUUGUAUUUAUUUUAGUCAAGUAAAUUUCUAUUAGGCUUUUGUGGGUUUUUGAACUGAAUUUAAAUUUUCUACACAAAACAGUGUAAUUUUUAAGCAACACUAGUCCAUUGACAUCUUUCCUGA